This is a messenger RNA of Cucumis sativus (cucumber), 1110 nucleotides long. RefSeq lists its product as hypothetical. The record is from RefSeq and is a predicted model, not a curated record. Lineage: Eukaryota; Viridiplantae; Streptophyta; Magnoliopsida; Cucurbitales; Cucurbitaceae. The transcript has 3 exons. The coding region runs from base 146 to 961 and encodes 271 amino acids.
CCCAGACAAUGAGGCCAACUCAACUUCAAAUUUCUGGACUAUAAAAGUUUUACCGACGUGUUCCAAGACCAUCCAGACCCUUAAAUCUAACCCAGAAAUUUUAAGCUCCUCGUCGGAAAUCCCAUCUCCGACGGAACAUUUUCAAAUGUCCGACAUAGCAGCCAGCUUCAUCGACAUAUUCCAUGAACAAUCUGACAACCCGCCGGUAAGUUCAUAUGAUUCUAGCCAAGAAGGAGAUCAGAACGGAGAAACUUCUUCAAUCGUUGAAGAAAACAGAGCCUUCUGGAUAUCGCAGAAAGAAGUUCUUCAGGCGACUUUGAAAAGGACGAAUUCCAUUGAGUUCAAAAUCCGGCAAGCAACGAAGGAUGCGCUGAGAGAAAUGGAUUUUAAGUCAAUUCAAUGCGGUUGCCGGAGUCCGGCAGAGGUUGCUGUGUGUCGAGCGUGCGUACAGAGAGAAGUAUGUAAUUAUUUGAGAAACGCUGGUUACAAUUGCGCCGUUUGUAAGUCUAAAUGGAAGAGCUCGCCGGAAAUUCCAUCAGGGGAACACUGUUAUUUGGAAGUGGUAGACGAUUGUAAUCCGAAUGAUAGAGUCAUAAUCGAGCUGAAUUUCCGAGCAGAAUUUGAAAUAGCGAGAGCUAGUGAGAAAUACAAGCGGUUGGUGAGAAGGUUGCCGGAAGUAUUCAUCGGAAAAGAGGAGAAGCUUAGAGAAUUGAUAAGAAUUAUGUGCAAUGCGGCGGAGAAGUGCAUGAAGGAAAAGAAGGUGCACUUAGGGCCAUGGAGGAAGUACAGAUACAUGCAAGCCAAGUGGUUAGGGAAGUGCGAGAGAACGGCACCGGCGCCGUUGCCGGUGGGAUUUUCCAGCCCGCCGCCUAAGGCAAGGGCGUCAAUGCUUACUUAUGAUCUGCUGCAGAGCUUGCCGGCGGUCAUGGUUUGCUCUGCUUCUGCGGUUGAGGUGGUGUGAAUGUGAGAGAUGAGAGUGAAAGGAAUUUUGAUCGUUGCUUUGUGUUUUUGCUCUUUUUCUAUGAUAUAUCCGUUGCCUUUGAGCCUUAAGGCUAAUUAUAUUUGUAUAAUUAAAAUCUUAUAUUUCAAUAGUUUUUUUUUUUUUUCUAA